GCUAACAGCAAUUUUGAAAUUUUUCUAGCAAAAUAACUCUGAAAGUAGCCAGAACUAGCUAUAAAAUAGCUAAGUUGGCAAUAGUGACAGUGACUCUCAGAUUGAGACUAUAAAUAUAAGCAAUAACUUAGCAAAAGGCACAACGAACGACGCCAUUUGUUGGGGAAUAUCUAGCGGCGUUACACACGGACAGACGCGUGCGCAUACACAGACACAGGUAUUCACGCACGGCUCACUAAUACAAGUACAAAUUCGAAUACGAAUACCACCAAUACCAAUACCAAUACUAGAGAGAGUAAGAGAAGCAGCAAGCAGUAGGUCGUCGUCAUGCCACGAGGAAAGUAUGUUAACCACAAAGGUCGCAGCCGCCACUUUACGUCCCCGGAGGAGCUGCAACAGGAGUCCGAGGAGGAGAGCGACCAAUCCAGCGGCAGUGAGAAGGAAGACGCUGCCGGCGCUGCUUCCAAACAGCCGUCGGCGUCGUCGUCAGCGUCAGUCCGUAAACCUGUAAAGCCUCAGUCAAGACAAAAGCAGCAGCAGCAGCGGCAUCAGCAGGGCAGCUCAUCCGAUGAGGAAUCCGAAGAUGACGACUCCGAUGAUGAUUCGGAGGCGGAAGCACGUGAUGCCAAAAAGGGCGUGGCCUCGCUCAUCGAAAUCGAGAAUCCCAAUCGUGUUACCAAAAAGGCCACACAGAAACUAUCGCAAAUCAAAAUUGAUGAUACAAGUGGUGCUAGCGGCACAGGAGGUGGUUCAGGAGGGGGCGGUGGUGCCAGCAGCAAACCGGAAUUGUCACGUCGCGAACGCGAACAAAUUGAAAAGCAAAAGGCCCGACAGCGCUAUGAGAAGCUCCAUGCUGCCGGCAAAACAACCGAAGCGAAGGCGGAUUUGGCCCGAUUGGCGCUCAUCCGUCAACAGCGGGAGGAGGCGGCUGCCAAGCGUGAAGCGGAUAAAAAGGCAACUGCCGAUUUAGCCAAGAAGCCGCUGUCCAAGUAGUCAACUCUUUGGCAAUUGGGCUUAUGGCAAUUGGCGAUUGGUUAACUAUUCGACUUAUGGAAUAUAUCGAAUGAAUCGUUGUCAAGAACUUACAUCCUAACAUCCAACAUCCAACAAAUUGUGCGACAAAUUGAUAAACAAUUGAUAAACAUAAAUUGCAAUUGCUAUAUAAAUAAUUAAUGAAUUCGUUUCAACGUUUGUUCAGCAUGCAACAACAACUACAACAACAUUAACAACAACUUAGUUAAGAUUUGAGGUCCCAAUGUCAAAACUUUACUAAAAAUCUGUUUAUUUUUUUUUAACCUUUAAUUUAACGCAGUCUUUUUGUAAUUGAG
This is a messenger RNA of Drosophila innubila, 1328 nucleotides long. RefSeq names its product 28 kDa heat- and acid-stable phosphoprotein. Lineage: Eukaryota; Metazoa; Arthropoda; Insecta; Diptera; Drosophilidae. Gene Ontology annotation, cellular component: cytosol. Gene Ontology annotation, molecular function: RNA binding. Bases 328 to 993 code for a protein of 221 amino acids. The record is from RefSeq and is a predicted model, not a curated record. The transcript is spliced from 2 exons.